AUGUACAUCUCCUUUUUGAGUCAGAGGUGGAGGACCAGCUGCUGGUCGCGGAGCGGACAGGAUGAGCGCCGGGACGUGGUUUGCACCGGCUGGCUGAUCAAGUCGCCCCCCGAGAAGAAACUCAAGAGAUUUACCUGGAGGAAGCGGUGGUUCGUGCUGCGCCGCGGCCGUAUGAGCGGGAACCCCGACGUCCUGGAGUACUACCAGAGCAAGACGUCCCGGAAGCCGCUCCGCACCAUCGACCUGCGGGAGUGCGAGGUGCACCCGCAGACCGGCGGGCUCACGCUCAAGAGGUCGCUGCACCAGAAGUUCCCCUUCAUCGUCAAGACGUCCACGCGCGUCUUCUACCUGGUGGCCAAGACGGAGCAGGAGAUGAACGUCUGGACCGACCGCAUCGGGCAGAUCUGCCAGUGUGGAGCGCUGAAGGACGCAGCAGGUAGGAGGGGAGGGGAGAGAGAGAGAGAGGAAGAGAGGGAGGGGGAAGAGGGAGAGAUAGAUGGGAGAAAGAGGGGGAAAAGAGGGAGAUGGGAAGGGAGAGUGACCCCGAGCCCAGACCUCACCAGCAGCCUCUGCUGUGUCCGUGUGUUCCCUUGCAGGUGUGAGAGCUUCACGUCUGACAGCUCUCUGGAGCUACCGCGGUCUUCAGACCCUGAGGACCACCUCUCCAACAGCUUCUCUACGCCGCCCUCCAACUUCCCGCCGCUCGGCCACGCCUUCAGACCCCCGCUCAGCGCGCCCUGCUCUGUGACCCUCGACCCCGCCAGCCGCCUCCUCUCCUCCGGGUCCUCCGCCCUCCUGCAGCGGGACUCCUCCCCCAGCGUCUUCCCGUUCGACGGGCCCUUCCCCCUGCCCUCCUCCUCCUCGCUGUGCACCAAUCAGCAUCCAGUCCCGCGCCUGCCCCCCAAGCCGGGCCACCAACCACACGCCAGCGGCCCGUGGCAGGCCAAUGAGCAGUCGCACUUCGAUCAAUCUCGACCAAUCCCGAGGAGGAUCUCGUUCUCGGGGAUGGACCACGCGUUGACAGGACACGCAGAAUUUUCCCUGAGGAACAAGAGACUGAGUCUCAAUCUGCCCUCGCCGCUCUCCAGCCCCGCGCCGCCUCUCCACGGUGACGCCGAGCCCUACAUGCCCAUGUCGGCCUCCCUGACCCGCUGCUCCCUGGACACCUCUGACGGCUACCUCCCCAUGAGGCCCCUGGGCGGGCCCGGCGCUGGGCUGGAGGCCCCCCCCCGGGGCCACAGCCCCCUGAGGGGGCCGCAGGACGACCUCCUGCCCCCGCCCAUCAACCGCCACCUCAAACCGCGGCAGAGAGCGCGACCCCCACCCCUCGACCUGCGGGCCCUCUCCACCAUCAGGGAGUUCCCCACGCGACCCCUCGCGGGCCCGCCGAUGACAUCAUCAGGAGACAUGGUGGAUGGUUUUCCGAGUGGACCAACGUAUGAGAACGAAGACGACCUGGACGCAGACGACUGCUACACUCCAAUGUUCCAGUGUACCUCUGACGGAGCGAGCGGGUCGUGGCCCAGGAGAUCCAACCUGGACUACCUCUCCCUGGACUUCAACUCGGCCUCCCCUUCUCCCGUACAGAAGAAGGCGCUAUUGGUCGACGAGCACAAGGUGGACUACGUCCAGGUGGACGAGAAGAAAACCCAGGCCCUUCAAAGCACCAGGCUCGAGUGGACCGACGUCCGCCAGUCGAAGCCCUGAGGGCGUUGAGGAGGAGCCGCUCCCCGGCCUGGGGGGAGAGAGGACCAGUAGCACUUUGUUACAGUGGAUGAAGGAAGACGUCGACAACUCUAGUUGAAACUUUUCCGUCAAAUGCAUUUCAACAGAUGAAACAAGACACUGUUCGGAGUUGUUACAUACAAUGGCUGUAUGGAUAUUCAAGAAAAAUGAAUACUUUUUAUGUUUAUAUGUAUAUUGAUCCAAAAUGAGUUGUUACCGUGUUUAUAGUAUUUGGACUUGAAGUAGAUAUUUUUUAAACUGUUUUACCACAAUCCUUUAAUGUUCUAAUGUAUGCUGUAAUGUGUGAUGUUUUCUUCAUUUUGUGUAUAUUUUUGAUAUUCUCAGGUACAUGAGAUAAACUCAUGGAUUAAAUGGGGUUCUUAUUGAACUAACUUUAAAUGUUA
Messenger RNA from Gadus macrocephalus (Pacific cod), 2129 nucleotides. RefSeq names its product GRB2 associated binding protein 3 (gene gab3). The record is from RefSeq and is a predicted model, not a curated record. NCBI's taxonomy places the organism in Eukaryota, Metazoa, Chordata, Actinopteri, Gadiformes, Gadidae. The coding region runs from base 1 to 1707 and encodes 568 amino acids. The transcript has 10 exons.